UUCCCGCCCGCUCCUUUCAGUUCUCUCCGACCGCGCUUUCGGCAUGCGUUUGUGAUGGGCCUCUGCCGCUGGCGCCAUGGAGGAGGAACUCAAAUGUCCCGCGUGCAAGCAUUUCUACUCGAAUCCGGUGUUGCUUCCGUGCACGCACUCGCUGUGUCUCAACUGUGCGUUGAACGCGCAGCAGCCGGCAAACGCGCCGACAGCUGCCCACGUCGCAAAGCUCGACGUCUUCUUCGGAAGACAGCGGCAACGGCAGCAACAGCGGCCUGGUCGGAUCGUCGUCUGAGAUCGGGACCACAGCGGAUUACCCCGAUGGCGACAAGCUGAGCCUGCUCAGCGAGACGGACAGCGGCGUCGUGUGCACCUAGCCGACCGAGUUCUUACGUGGGAACUCCGAAUCUUCAGGGUGUUCUCUUCCCGCCACUGCUCCACAGCGGCGUCGCUCUCUUGUCCCUCGCUUGCCCCGAGUGCCACAAGCUCGUGUACUUCGACGAAAAUGGUGCGCACAACUUGUCCCGCAACCGGGCCCUCCAGAACAUCGUGGAUAAGUACGGCGAAACGCGGCGCCUGCCCGUGGCCUGUCAGUUGUGCGAGGCCGAUAGACCGCGGGAGGCAUCGGUGAUGUGCGACCAGUGUGAGGUGUUCUACUGCGAGUCGUGUCGUGAAAACUGUCACCCGGCUCGCGGACCGCUGGCCAAGCACACCCUGCUCGAGCCUCAGCAGGGCAAGAAAAUCCUACGCGCCCGUUCCCAGGGGGGUCGUGAUUCCAAGUGCGUUGAUCACGUCGACGAAGCGCUCAGCAUGUACUGCAUGGUGUGCAAGGUUGCGGCCUGCGUGCUCUGUCUUCAGGACGGACGACAUGCCAGUCACGAUGUUCAAGCCUUGGGAUCCAUGUGCAAGGCGCAAAAGACGGAGCUGUCUCAGAACCUGCAGGCGCUCUCGGAAAAAGCCAAGACCGCCACCGAGUUCAUCCAGGGACUCAAGGGCAUGUCCGAACGAGUACACGAGAACUGCUCGGCGUUCGAGUCUCAGAUCUCGGCCCAGUGCGACGCCCUGGCCGAGGCCCUCGAGGCGCGGCGACGCGAGCUUCUGGCGUUCGCGCGGCGCGAGCGCGAGGCCAAGCUGAAGGCGCUCAAGGGACAGCUGGCAAACUGCACCGUCACGCUGCAGAGGACCACCGCGCUGCUGCAGUUCUGCAUCGAGGCGCUCAAGGAGACCGACCACGCGGCUUUCCUGCAGAUCGGGCCGGGUCUGAUCAAUCGGGUGGCCAACGUGGACGUGACGUGGCACAAGGACAUGGAGCCCACGCCGUGGGCCUCGCCGGACUUCGACCUGACGCUCGACCAACGCUCGGUGCUGGACGCCGUCAACCAGCUCACCUUCACCCAGCUCAAACCUGACGGAGACGAGUCUGCAGCGCCCGGUGCUCCCCAGCUGAUACCGGAGGACUCGACGGCGGAGAACAACUGCGUCACGGUGGCCUGGCAGCCGCACGCCGGCAGCUUCGUCCAGGGCUACGUGCUCGAACUGGACGACGGGAAUGCCGGGCCGUUCAGGGAGGUGUACUGCGGCAAGGAGACGCUGUGCACGGUGGACGGGCUGCACUUCAACAGCGCGUACCGGGCCCGAGUCAAGGCCUACAACUCCACCGGGGAAGGACCCUACAGUGACGUCAUCGUGCUGCAUACGGCCGAAGUGGCGUGGUUCGCGUUGGACCCGGUGGCGUGCCAUCCCGAUAUCGUGCUGUCCGAGGAGAACGCGACGGCUCGGUGCGAGAGCUACGAGCACCGCGUCGUCCUCGGCUCGCUGUGCUUCUCCCGCGGUGUCCACUACUGGGAGGUCACCGUCGACCGGUGCGACAACAACGCCGACGUCGUCGUUGGAGUGGCACGCGCGGACGCUGCCAGGGAUGUCAUGUUGGGCAAAGACGACAAGGGAUGGAGCAUGUACAUAGAUCACCAGCGGUCUUGGUUUCUCCACGCCGACCGGCACGAACACCGAGUGGAUGGGGGCGUCGAGAGGGGUUCAGUCAUCGGGAUACUGCUAGACUUGGACAGGCGUCAGCUGUGCUUCUACGUCAAUGACGAACGGCAGGGACCACCCAUCGCCCUGGGGGCACCGGUGCAGGGACCGGGCGCCGCACUCUACCCAGCGUUCAGCCUCAACCGCAACGUCCAGCUGACCGUACACACGGCCCUAGACCCGCCACAGUCCUCAGACGAUAGCGACGAUGCGGCUGACGACAGCGAAGAGCCCCCGCGAGAGCUUGCCGACCCUCUUCUUCCCGGUGCCAGGAAUGUGACACCCAACUUGCCACCGCCGGUGGUGUGAAGAUAUUUUUUUUAUUUUUCUGUUUUUGAUGAUGGCACAGGAGAUGCCACAACUUAUUUGUUGUCCGGCCACGUUACGAAUUCAACAUGACAUCGUGUGCCGUGCUAUGUCUUUUAAAAGUUUGGGAACGAGGUGUGCAGCUUGAAAUGUUCGGCCAAUGUUUGGCAAGUGAAGUUGCCAACACGGUGGCACAUGAAUGAAAUGCAGCUGCAACGGAAGUGUGUAAAUUUGAAAAGUUGCCCAGUGUCCACUGUAUCCUGUUCGCUUUGCAGAUUAUGACUGAAAAACAUUUUUUUAAAUGAAAUGCCACCUUGAAUACCUGAGCAGCAGAAGCACAUGCCCUUCGGUGUACCCUGUAAUCACACUAAACAGGAGAGCUAAGACAUGGCCUCACAUAUCCAGCGCAGCAGAGUGCAUGCCAACGGAUCUUGGAGGCCAUGCUUACGGUUCAGUGUUUGGUGCUCAGAGUCAUGCUCUCCGUAGCUGGGCCAUCACUACGCUUAACCACUGGGCAGUGAAUAUAGUCGCAAAAAAAAAAAAAAUUAGAAGCCCCUGUCACCAGGCGACAAACACCAGAGCAGCCGGGAAACGCUGUUGAUAAGCCAACAGACAUUCACUUUCGAAGAUAAGAUUACUUUUGCAAGGUUUCUUGCCCGGUGCGUGAGUCAUAUGGGAAGUCUGGCGACAGUGAUCAAAUUGACAAAGGUAAUUGUUAGGAAGAUAGGGUUAUCGUCUAAGUAAGGGUUAAAGGUGGGUGGCAUAUGUGCCGAAUGUUGCACGCUCAGCUGUUCGUGGUUUGUCGAUUGGAAGUCCAGUUUAUCGAAACAGACCCCAUAUCCUUUUUAUGUCAUUAUGUAUAGACGCGUUUCUCUUAUAGGUCUAGUUAGUUAAUUAUGUAUGUGAAACUGCUGUGCUGAAAAGACGUGUGCACAUCUACACGUGACGAUCAGUUCUUUUUUUAGGAAAAUCUUUUAGCGCUUCCUCUUGGUUGGUGGCAUAAUUGCUUAUGCCCAUGCUUAAUAGUGAAUAGAUCCGUUCAAAUUUUUUGUUGACAUCCUUAAAGCAAGGAUUUAAACAGGCUAGUUGCGUUCAAAUUCACAGCAAAAACUAAUACUGCGAUGCAGGAAACGUAGGCUUCCUCGCAUAAUUCGCGUGCUUGAUGACAGCUUAUGACAUUCUGGAAUGUGUGCUGCAAAUUAAAGGGGGACAAAAACUGGCCUUUCUGCAAUGCUCAGUUGCCUGGUGACUGAUUGUAUCACAUCAUAAAACGUUAAUUGCGAAUUAAAAAAAAAAAGACAAGUAAAAAAAUAUGCGUUAUAUAUGGAAAGUGGUUUUAAACUACCAGUGUUUUCCCCAAGUUAGUAAUUUUGCCAACGAAAUCUUGUGGAUGUUCGUGCACAUGCGGUAUAUGUGGAUCCGGCACCUAUAAAAGCACAUGUCUGCCCAACGAAUGGUUAUAAAUAUUCUUGGUUGUAGUUUACAACAGCACAAACCAUUCAUUUGAUUAGAAUUUGCUUAGUCUAUCGUUUUUGCUGACUUCAUUUUAACAAUGAACCAGCUAGCCCACUGUCAGAUUAUUUUAGUUUUUAUAUCAAUGAAAUGGUGUGGAUACACUGUGCAAGUUAAGCACGCUUUUAUGGAAAUGAGUCUCAUGCGUUUCUUGCCAGAUAAUCUUUCUUUUUGCAUUUUCUUUGAGCAAAAUAAUAUUUUCAUAGGUUGUGGAGCAAAUUGAGCGAGAAAUUGCUUAAAUAAGACAAGACUGGAAAUGCAUGUCAUUUUGCCAUAAUUGUAAAUUUUGCACAAAGGUCGUUAGCUUGCUGUAUUUUAGGGUAUUUCUCAUCACCGACUGACAUAUCACAAAUGGCUUGCUUACCACCUAUGCACUCUGAUCACUUAAGCAACAAGCAAAGCAUCUUGCAGUUGCAAGGUGAUACAGAAAUGCUGUCCCAGUCCUGAAGAAAGACAUAUCAGUUGCUUCUCCGAUUUCGAUUGUUUGAUCGACAUUUUACUUACUAUUAGAGGUGGCUCAUUCAACGAGGAACUGUUUCCUGCGCGUUCUGAGCUGCAAAAACAUAUAAAGUUUAUGUUCUCGAAUGUAUCUUUUAAGUCGCCAACACAUUUAGUAGUCCUUGGCUUGAGCCCAGUAGAUUCAGCUGGAUUGAAGUACAGCGCUCAUUGCCAACUUAUGACUGCCGUAUCAACUCCUUCGUUUGUUCUCUACAUGGCAGGUAGACAAACAUGGUCUACUUUAUAUCACAAUAUGUUCGUGUAACCCACUUCCAUUUUCUUCUUGUGUUCUAGUAGCUGGUCAAUCUGGGGCGCAAAAGCAUCCUUCGAGAAAUUUUUCGUGCUUUUUUUUUCCGAUAGAACUUAUAAGCAUUGUGUAGUGUGAAUAAUAUACAGCGUGUUGUGUCUUGAGGCAACGUACAUAUCAGUUUACGUAAGUACUGUUAAUGCUUCGAAGCUGCAUACAUACGAAGCCACAUUUAGUGGCUGAUACAUCGAAGUCUAUUGAUGCCUACCGUUGGAGAGGCAUAGGAAAAUCGUGGUGAGCGACGAUUCAUGUUUUUGCUAUGUUAUUUGCAGCGCUUAUUCUGCAGCGACAACACCGUUGAAUUCGCAGGAGGCGGGAAUAUAGUGUCGGCUGCAUUCUCCCAUUUGUCCAGGUGUUGUCAGAAAGUGAAAUUUCUGUUCUUCCUGGCACAAGUUUUGUUUGGACAAAGUUAAUUUGAAUGAGCGAAAAUUCAGCAUAUGCACGUAACCGAUCGCUCUGACAGUCUGCCACUGCAACAGCUAUUAAAAAGCAUGAGAAAACUGGAAAUGGGUGACGCAUCGCGUGAAAGAUACCGGUGAGAGCGAGAGCACUGCGUCACGCCAUUCGUCGCCACAGGUGCUUGCGUGCAGCGCUAGAGCAAAGCAUUGCCACGGUUGCAUUGCUCGUACGAAGCUGUUCGCACAGCACAGGGCAGCUAUUAAACAAGGCUCUUCUGACGCCGUAUAAGUGUCCUGCCAUUAUUUACGUGUUCUAAUUAUCUUUACCACUUAAUUUUUUAUAUAUACAUAUAUAGUGUCCUAGUAGGGAAGAAAAGUUUUGCGAGUGCUUUGAGGGCCCUUGAAGUCAUAUCGAAGUGUGAAAAACGUGCGUGGCUUUUGGCGGAGAGAGAUUUCAUCGAAUACGAAAGCACUGCCGUGUGUGUAAAUUUUGACGUUUCCGGUUAGAUGAAGGAAGAGUGCGUGCCGUUCAUGUGUCCAUCUGACUUUCACCUGCCACUUGUGUUAAAAUAUUUCUAGCACCACUUCAAUUACGUCGAAAGCUGCCUUUCCCUCCUGUGGAUUAAAAACGGAAAGCCAACAUUAUAUUUUAAAGGAAAAAAUGCAAUUUUUUUCUGCACUCCUAAAAACAGCUGCACCCUUUUGAGCAUCUUUUUGUCCCGCAAUAGUAAUCUGUGUGUGCCUUUCCUAGCCUUCAGGUCACGAACGGCACACACGCUAUCAGCUUUACAGCAUUCUUAAUAGGAAAGAGACGAGUGCUGAGUUUUCAAGAAUCAAAACGCGAUCACUUCAGAUGAAGAUUAUUGCGGAACAAAACGCCUUUUUGUAGGAUGCAACUGUUUUUGGAGUGUACUACUUGAUUAUAUGAACUUGAAAUGCGUUGACCAUUUACGCUGAAAUUUUGUCAUUGCGUAUUACUUCGUUAUCGAUUAAGCUCAUUAAUUAAUUAAAAUCCUUCUAAAUAAAUUAAAGCUUGAGAGUUUGCACUGUCGUGAGCACAUUUUUCAUGUCAACAGCUUCAAGCCACACUGCACUGCUGUUCUGGUGAUUUACUUUUUUUCGUUAUGUUUAGAACCAUCCGCAAUGUAGCCAAGAAAACUAGUCACGUGUGUAAAGAAAAGCGUAGUGUCAGUUGAAUGAUCUCCUUGGUAAGCGUGAGGAUGCAUGUGUCAUCUACAAACACCACCUAACAGUAAGACUACAGUGCACAGCUGUCAGAUUUUAUACUUUUCAUGCCGAUUUGUUUUUUUACCACCGAAGCAAAGGGAAUGACAGACAAACCUAUCCAGUGAUCCCUCGUAAGGAAGUUGCAUUAUUCAUCACUCACUGGCUGCGGAAGUUCGGAGGCAGCUUGCUUUCUUGUAUGCGUGCGUCUAAAACUGUGUAAUCAAGUCUACUUUGUGAGCUUUUGGUAUGGUCAUUACUUUUUUUUAAACCAUAGUUUUGGUUAUGUUUUCCUUUUCUUUAAGUAGAGGUAUUUCAUCUCGUAGCCACAAUACAGCCAUCACGCAAUGGUGUUUUAUCAUUCAUCAAAAAGUGCUGCGAAUUAAGUAGCCACGUUAAACUGCAUGAGGAACGAUAUGUUGUCAGCCCAUGAAAUCUUUCACUUCUGUCUGUUCCUUCAUACACAGGAUGUGCGUUCUUAAGUACUGCAGUGCAAAGUACUGCCAUAAAUUGUAACGUAUCAUUCUGCUUCUGUCUACGAGUACACAGUUUACAGGUGCUUCAUCUAUUCUGCUAGGUUGGAUACUUUUGUUUGCUUGUUAAACUCACUUCCAUGUCUCAUUUUUCAUCGGGCGUAUUGUGCUGUAUCUCUUAUGUUGCUCUUGCACAUCGUAUAGUGAGUUUAGUCUGUGCCAUCCACUUGCUGGUGCUAUUGUCAAGCUACCGCUUUAUUUUCAUCCCUAUCCCAUUCAUUUGAUUUGGAAAGCCCUAGUGUUAACCUGCCUCGCCGAGAUGACUUAAUUAGCUGAAACCAUAGCAGUAAUUGGCAGUUUUGUUGCAAUAAUGUAGUAUUGUCAGUUACUGGUGUAUGCCCGGUAUUUGCAGAGUUGUAGAAUUCCGUAAUAACGAGUUUGGCAAGGUCCAACGAAGACUGCUGUUUCGAGUCGGCUUUACCCUGUGAUUGCAUUGGCCUCUGGUAUCGCGCUGUACACUUUCUUUGACACGACGCGCGAGUUCACGAAAGCCGUUUUAAAGAUUUUGUGCACUGCCAGGGUUUGCCAACACGCCGUGGUUUGUAUACUUAUUUAUUCCGCAGUACUCUUUGAAUGUGUGCGUACCGAGUGCUUACGUUUACCGAAGACUGUCCAUUGUGAGGGUGGGGCGCGUGUAUUAAUGUGUACCCUCUCUCCUCCAACUAUCAGCACAUGUGGAAUGAAAGGUUGGCUGUAAAUAGCAGAGAGCUUUCCACUGUUUCUUUCAUUGCUGCUGUAGCAUAUGUAGCAUAUCCGGUAGAGAAGUCACUACUAUCGUGUUUUUUCUUCACAUUUUUUUUUAAUGUAUGCAGUACUGUGUUUAUUGAAUGAAUAAAAGUUUUUUUCUCUGCGUA
Molecule: messenger RNA, 7654 nt
Organism: Rhipicephalus sanguineus (brown dog tick)
Lineage: Eukaryota; Metazoa; Arthropoda; Arachnida; Ixodida; Ixodidae
Gene: Trim9
Product: E3 ubiquitin-protein ligase TRIM9
Exons: 9
Coding region: 622-2331 (569 amino acids)
Molecular function (GO): protein binding; zinc ion binding
Source: RefSeq, a predicted model, not a curated record